AUGGCUGGAAAGCGUGCACGCGAUUUGAAUGGCGAAGAUGAGACGGCCCAUGAUACGACUCAUCCCUCGCGCAAGCGACGUGUUGAAUUUGGUGUUGCCGACGCUAAAUUGGCUGCCCUGUACAACGAUCUGUCCGACGAUGUGAAAACAACCAGAUUGAAGGCUGCAGCAGACCUUAUUCGCACCCUUGCAGAAGCGGACCCCGAAGCCCUGGACAAGUCCCUGACUAGACUCGUUAGAGGUCUCUGCAGUAGCCGUAAAGCCGCGAGAUCUGGAUUCUCGGUGGCUUUGAUAGAGAUCUUGAAGCUGACAUCCAAAUCUCCGGCCACGGGUGUUGAGGGUGUGGACUUGACUCUUCCCGCGAUCAUUGACAAGAUUGUCUCGAUCACACAACCCGAGGAGCAGAGCAACAACAAGUCUCUCAUCCAGAGCCAACUUCUCUUUGCAAAGGAUGUUUCUGUAGCUGAAUGGGAAAAGGUUCUUGAUCACAUCUUCAAGCUUGCAACCGAGACUACCUGGCUGCGAAGAGAAUGCGGCGUGACUCUCUACGAGACAUUGGCUACACUAACCCAGAUCAAAGAUUUUGACCUCGAAUAUGUCAACUUGCUUGUACAGAGACUUGAGCCCUUCAAACUCAGCAAGACCCCGGAAGGCCUUGCCAUCUGGUUGACCACCUCUGCACUAUUCCCUGAAGCUAAGCUACCUAAGGGAGUAUGGAACCACAACGAUCCUCUUUCUUCAAAGGAGAGAGGCACCGUGGCAAAAGUCCUCCGUGAUAACGGUGCUCAAACUGAAGAUGGCCCAGUCGGUAACAGCACUGGUGCUGCACAGAGCUCGCCUUCGUUUGCCUGGUCUAUCAUCCUCUCGCACCUCUACAAACGCCACAAGCCUAGCAAAAAGUCAGACGAGAAGAUCUCUGACUUUGAAAAGUUCUGGCUCGAAGCCGUGGAUCGUAAGACACCCUUAUUCAGACCCUUUACCGAACGCAAAUCCCUUGGCCUUCAGGUCGUCUCUAUGGGAAUCUCAACCGCUCCAGUUCAGCUGCUCCAUGCUGUCUUCAGCCCCAACGCUAUGCGCUGCAUUAUCAACCAACGUGCCGGACAAGACCGAUACCUUCACGAAGCAGCCAAGGGUCCGCUAUCACAGAUGGUUACUCGCUCAAAGUCUGAUCAAGAAAGCAUUCCCGUGAUGCUGAAGGGUUUGUUAUCAGGCAACGGCGCUGUGGAUUUUGACCGUUUGACAAAGUCCAAAACGGCCGAAGACCUCUUCGCUCGCGCAAAGGAUGAGAGCGCAGCUGGCGCUCUGACCAUCUUGCAACAACUCUCAGCUAAACCAAAUGCCGAAGAUCAACCGCAGGCUGAUACCAAGCGCCGCCUUCUCGCUGAUAUGAUGCUGAAUAUGGCUCGUAAGCAACAGGCUGAGGAAGGUAAGGACAACGAGAAUAUUACUUCUCUUGUCUUGUCUAUGGUGCCUUUCGGCUAUGCCGAUGCUGCGGCCGGUGCUCUCAAGGCAUCCCCUCCGUUGUCUGAAGCAAGCCAAGAAAUGUUCCGCUCGCGUCUCAUGUCCUGUCUCAACCACAUUCUCUCUGCUCGUAUGGAUCCGGACUUCACGAUCCUUGAGAAAGUCGUCGAAGAAGUCAAGACAACUGAUGCUGCAUCCAAGAUCGGUCUGCGAACCAAAGCCGAUCAGGAGAUCGUGGACAAUCUGGAAAAGGCUCACAAGACCUUGAAAGCUCUGAAGAAGCUUGAAACAAAGCAGAAGGACAGCAAGAAAGCACCUCUACGUGCUUUCAAGGCCUUGUAUGCUCUCUCCAUCUUGCUUGUCUACAACGGUGAAGCCGAUGUCGUUCCUGUUUUGGAAGACUUGGAGUUGUGCUACCAAUCGUGGAAGAAGAGUGAAGACGCUUCUGUCAUGCUUGUUGAAAUUCUGCUCAGCUUCAUCUCCAAGCCCUCUGCUGUCUACCGUAAGAUUGCCCAACAGCUCGAUGCUGAAGGUCUGCAAUCAAUGCUCGAUAUUCUCGACAAGUCCGAAAACCUCAGCGGUCAGCAAGAGCUCUUCGAGCAAGCUGAUGAUGCCGAGGAAGAUGGUGAGUCAGGAUCCGAUGAGGAUCCUUCUGACGUCGAGAUGAUAGACGGUGAGGAUGACAGCGACGUCGAGGUCGACAGUGAUGUUGAAGUUGUCGAAGAUGCCGAGUCUGGCGCUUCCGAGGACGACUCGGAUGAAGAAGCCGACGCCGAAGAUGCCGAUCUCGAAGACUUCGAGAACAAACUUGCACUUGCACUGAAGACGCAAAAACCUACAGAGGAUGAUUCGGACUUUGAUGAGUCGGACAUGGACGACGACCAAAUGAUGGCAUUGGAGGGCCAUCUUACGACCAUCUUCACAGAGCGCAAGAAGAACACAAGCAACAGUAAGAAGGACAACAAGGACGCCAAAGAGAACAUUGUUAACUUCAAGAACCGUGUUCUCGACCUUUUGACUAUCUUCGCCAAACAGGAACACUCCAACAAAUUGACUCUGGAUCUGGUCUUACCGAUGAUCACGUUGAUCAGAACAACCACUAGCAAGCAGAUCUCGGACAAGGCUUUCGGCUUAUUGCAACAGUUCUUCGGAGCUUGCAACAAGACCAAACAAUUCCCCGAAGCCGAUGAAGCAUCCGAAGUUCUCGCCCUCCUCAAUUCCGUCCACGAUGAAAUCCGAGCCAACGCUUCAAAGUUGCACAGCAACGCCUGUAGUCGCUCGAGUUUGUUCCUCGCCAAGAUUUUGGUUAACCUGGACCCUAAGCAUUACUCGGAUGUUGCCGACUGUUACAGUAACCUCCAGAAGGAAUGGUAUACCGACCCGAAGUCGCAAAUUCAACCCAGUGUUUUUACCGAAUGGACCUCUUGGAGCAUUACCACGAAGAAGCACAACAAUUGA
Aureobasidium vineae is the source of this 2919-nucleotide messenger RNA. The record is from the annotation of a GenBank genome assembly. Lineage: Eukaryota; Fungi; Ascomycota; Dothideomycetes; Dothideales; Saccotheciaceae.